ACGAUAUAUAAGCCUUUCAACCCGUCCACAAGACCAGUAAACAUGAUUGAGAUGUCGGAAGGGUCCGAACCGCAAGCAUCGGCAAUACCACCACGAACAGGCGCUAUAUAACAUGGACCACCAACCACUCACCCCCGAACAGAUCGAACACUUCGUUCAACAUGGCUGGCUGAAGAUUCCCAACGCGAUCGACAAGAAGUACCUAGAGUUGUGGAUGAGCAACCUGUGGACGAGGCUUGGAUGGGACAAGGACGCCAAGUCGACUUGGACAGACGAGUAUGUCAAGAUGCCACGUCAUCGCGAGGUCCCUGUCGAGGAACUCAGUCCGAAAGCGUGGCAGGCUGCAUGUGAAUUAGUCGGAGGGGAGGACAAGAUCGAUCCUAUCCGCGAGCGAUACCACGGUGAUCAGAUGAUCUGUAACUUCGGCACGGAGCAUUGGACCAAGAACGAUUUCACCCCUCAACAAGCGACAGGCUGGCAUCACGACAAUGAUUGGUAUCGACAAUUCCUGGACUCGAGCGGUAACGCGAUCACCGUCAUUCAUUGCUUCACGGACAUCCCGCCUCGAGGAGGCGGGACUUAUCUCUGUGAGGACGGUCUGGCGAACAUCUGUCAGACUCUGCUCGAUCAUCCGGAAGGUUUUGAGCCGCCGUUGGAUCUGUAUUCUCAUAUCCCUAAUUGCAAGAAGUUUGUCACCGUCGAAGCGAAGGCUGGGGAUGUGUUUCUCCUUCACGGUCUACUUCCUCACACCAACAGCAAGAACCACCUUCGAUAUGCUCGCGUCAUCGCUAAUCCGCACAUCAACAUGGUCGAGCCGUUCAACUUGAACCGGGUGGACGGCGCAUACACCCCUUGCGAAAAGGUCAUCCUCAGGGCGCUCGGACGCGAGUCGAUUCCUGAAUACAGACCCAUUCGGGAACGUCAAGCAUACUUCCCACGGACCGCCACCUUCAAGCGAGCUAGGAUCGACGCCGAGCUCGAGCGGAUGAUCGCUGCUGCCGCGGCUGAAGGACUCGGGAGGGAUUCAGUGGAUAGUAUUUACCUCAAAGGUGAAGAAGCCAUACGAGAACACGAACGACGAGCCGGGUAUGAUUUGGCUCAUGGACCAGGAGGGAUCGCUCAUACCAUUGACGAUACCGAGAGGGUGACCGCCGAGUAGGAGGAUCGAGGUAUCGGACAGCGUAUAGAUUAAUCGUCGUCGAGCGCGCCAUCCUGCGCCUACCGCUUAAUAGCGACCUUUCCGACGUGCACAGAGUGGAUAGAGACAUGUAAUCGCUCCUAACGCAAUGGAACAUACGUUUCACUGAUGCUUGUUGAUAAAGAGUGAUGAUAUUGGACUUGGUCUGAAUGAGAAGCUUUGUCGUGGGAGACA
Molecule: messenger RNA, 1372 nt
Organism: Filobasidium floriforme
Lineage: Eukaryota; Fungi; Basidiomycota; Tremellomycetes; Filobasidiales; Filobasidiaceae
Exons: 7
Coding region: 113-1159 (348 amino acids)
Source: RefSeq, a predicted model, not a curated record